This is a messenger RNA of Cavia porcellus (domestic guinea pig), 2867 nucleotides long. It is a transcript of the gene Tmprss11b, whose product is annotated as transmembrane serine protease 11B. The transcript is spliced from 11 exons. The record is from RefSeq and is a predicted model, not a curated record. Gene Ontology annotation, molecular function: serine-type endopeptidase activity. Gene Ontology annotation, biological process: proteolysis. The coding region runs from base 1 to 1518 and encodes 505 amino acids. NCBI's taxonomy places the organism in Eukaryota, Metazoa, Chordata, Mammalia, Rodentia, Caviidae.
AUGAGAGAAGACACCAAACUCCCUGAUGACAGCACACUUCCUGCAAAUGUGAGGGCUGCUGUGGAAAAGGCAGAACCCCACCUGGCAGGGCUCAGCUCCCACAGUCCUGCACCCCGGACCCCGCGGUUUGGAAUUCCUUCUCAACGCCAGUCUUGGUGGGCACAGAUCAUGGCACACUACAGCAUGGUGGCAGUGGUGGCAGCGGGCUUUGUGCCGCCUCCCUUCUGGAUUGGCAGUAGCAGUGGUGGCAGUGGUGCCAUUGGCAGUGGGGCAGGACCGGUCACAGCUUCCCGCAUGUCUCUGCCGCUGUGGAUAAUCGCCCUCAUUGCGUUUGGAGUGUUGGCAAUUCUUGGAAUUACUAUUGGGCUCCUGGUUCAUUUUCUGGCAGGAGAAAAUAGAACUAACUAUUAUCGAGGAAGCUUUGAAGUGCUAGAUAUCUCAUAUAAUAAAAAUUAUGGAAGGGAGACAUCCCAAGAAAAUAACUACCUUAGUGAAAUCCUUGAAACUAAGAUGGUCGAUGCAUUUCAAAAUUCUGACAUUUACAGACAAUAUAUCAAUUCCCAAGUCAUCACACUGGUUCCUGAUGGCAACAGGGUGACAGCACACAUAUGGCUGGUGUUCAAGGAUUCCAGUUCAAGGACAGAAAACACAAAGAGAAGAAUCGAGAGCAUCUUACACCAGAUGUUGAGGAGCCAGUUGGGAUCCUUCACUGCAGACCCCGCAUCCCUUAGGCUCACAGAAAUCAGUAAAGAUGAUGCUGAAAAAAUUAUCAACAGCCGCUGUGGGAGGCGUGCAAGAAUGUCUGCGACCUACGACAGAAUCAAGGGCGGCUCCAACGCUCAGGAGGGAGAGUGGCCCUGGCAGGCCAGUCUCAAGAUGAACGGCAGACACUACUGUGGAGCCUCGUUGAUCAGUGAACUUUUCCUGGUGACUGCGGCUCACUGCUUUAGACAGACAAAUAACCCAAAAGACUUUACCGUUAGCUUUGGCACUCACGUAACUCCCCCCUAUAUGCAACAUGAUGUUCAAGAAAUUAUGAUUCAUGAAGGCUAUGUCAAAGGUGAACAUCACGAUGAUAUUGCAAUCAUUCGGCUCACUGAAAAAGUUGUAUUUAAAAAUGAUGUGCAUCGAGUUUGCCUUCCUGAAGCCACACAGACACUUCUGCCUGGAGAAGGAGUUGUUGUUACAGGAUGGGGAGCACUUUCCUAUGAUGGUAAAUUCCCAGUGUUACUUCAGAAGGCACCUGUGAAAAUCAUCGACACAAACACGUGUAAUUCUGAAGAAGCAUAUUAUGGGAUGAUACAGGAUACCAUGCUAUGUGCUGGCUACAUGGAGGGAAAUAUUGAUGCCUGUCAGGGUGACUCUGGAGGACCAUUAGUUCAUCCCAAUUCACGAAAUAUUUGGUACCUGGUUGGCAUUGUGAGCUGGGGAGAUGAAUGUGGCAAAAUCAAUAAGCCAGGCGUCUACACAAGAGUGACAGCCUACCGCAACUGGAUAGCUUCCAAGACUGGUGUCUAGGAGAAGCACCUUGUAAAACUAACACAGGUCAUCAUCUCUGGAACUCCUAAGCUAUACUUACUAUGUUUUUCUAAUUGGUGGGCUCAUUGGCUAUUUGAACGAAUUGCGGACCUGAGGAAAUGCUUGUGAACUUCUAUUUUAAGCAAACUAAACAAGACAAAAUAAGAAAUCUUACUCUUUUGGAUCCAGAAAGGCUUAAGCUGAGAAAGUACUUUCACCAAAAAUAAUGUUUAUAAUACUUUACUGCAUGACUCAUGCAUGUGUAGAACCUAUAAAUGGUUUAUGAGAACUGAUCUUACGACACAUGAUGAAAUGAACAAAUAUUUUGAAGAAAAAGAGACGCUAAAGUAUCCAGUACUGAUCCUGGAGUGUCAUAAUGUGAAACCUAGAAAUAGUAUUAUUCUUUGUUCAGAGCGAUAUUAGUCUGCUUGGGUUUGUUCAAUCUCAACAUAAUUGAAGAUAUGGAUAACUGCAUGUAUGUUUAAGUGUAUAGGAUUUAUAACCAUAUUUCUACAUUUUUGUUGGGUAGUUGAACAGAACUAGUUGCAGUCUCACUGUCUGAACCCCCACUUUAUAUGCUCCACUUUAAUAUCUUGAAUAACUAUUUGUAAGAGAACAAUCUGUAAUCAUCAACUAGUGAUUUCUUACCGUUUAUUUUUUCUUUGAAAGUAUGUAUAAUUUCUACCCAUUUUCUGUUUUGUUUAGUCUUCCUUUAAAUAAAAUUUUAAAAAAUAAUAUCUUAAAAAAUACUAUACUACAUGUUUUUUUUUUUUUUUUUUGGCUUUUUUGUUUUUACUGGUACCAGGGAUCGAACUCACGACUGCCUGCUUCAAAGGCAGGCACUUAUGCCACUGAGCUAAAUCCCCAGCCCCUUACUACAUGUAAUCCUAGUUCAUUUUAUGGUUAUCUGACCAUAGUACAAAGUUCAUGGUAUUUGUUACGACUCUGUGGAGUUAUGAGGGUGUAUUUCUGUCCAUAGUAAAAUAGCACACAGUGCAAUGAGAGACUGGAAUUAUGAGGCUGUGUUGGAGCACACAGUGUCUGCUUUCAUGUCAUAACUUUUGUGGAAGCUAUACGACGGUGAUAUAAACCUGGUCUAGAUGUGGGCAUUGAGUUCCCAUCUCUUAUUUGUACUGCCACUUUCAUCAGUUGUUGCAUAUUGUGAAGCAAUUUGACAGCAAAAUUAAACAAAACAAUACACUUCAAACUUACAAGGCACUAAGUACAACAAUCUGUUAAUAUUAGCAUAAGAUUUGGUGGAAAUUUCCUAUUUGUAAUAUAUUUUGAAAGCAUGGAAUGUGUAGACAAUGAAAAUGUGUAAUGUAUUUUAAACAAAACAAGUUAAUAGA